Aspergillus oryzae RIB40 is the source of this 345-nucleotide messenger RNA. RefSeq names its product thiamine-binding protein. The record is from RefSeq and is a predicted model, not a curated record. Gene Ontology annotation, cellular component: cytosol. The transcript is spliced from 4 exons. Lineage: Eukaryota; Fungi; Ascomycota; Eurotiomycetes; Eurotiales; Aspergillaceae. The coding region runs from base 1 to 345 and encodes 114 amino acids.
AUGGCCUCCUCCGAUAUCUCCUCCAUCCCAACACCAGCCCACUGCACCGCAGACUUCUGCCUAAUCCCGAUCGGCACCUCCUCCCCCUCCGUCUCCGCCCAAAUCGCCGACGUCCAACGCCUAAUCGAGAAAUCCGGUCUCAAGUACGUGAUGCACAGCGCCGGCACAACCCUCGAGGGGCCCUGGGACAAAGUUCAUCAGGUUAUUGGACAGGCGCAUACGGUUCUGCAUCAGCAGGGGAUUGUGCGCAUCCAGACGGAUGUGAGGGUUGGGUCGAGGACCGAUAAGGAACAGUCGUUCGAGGAUAAGGUGAAUAAGGUACGGCAGUUGUUGGGGAAGGAGUAA